This is a messenger RNA of Perognathus longimembris pacificus (Pacific pocket mouse), 2798 nucleotides long. It is a transcript of the gene Tram1, whose product is annotated as translocation associated membrane protein 1. Gene Ontology annotation, biological process: SRP-dependent cotranslational protein targeting to membrane, translocation; protein insertion into ER membrane. NCBI's taxonomy places the organism in Eukaryota, Metazoa, Chordata, Mammalia, Rodentia, Heteromyidae. The transcript has 11 exons. Bases 187 to 1311 code for a protein of 374 amino acids. The record is from RefSeq and is a predicted model, not a curated record. Gene Ontology annotation, cellular component: endoplasmic reticulum membrane.
UUUUCCGGGCGGCCCGGCGGCUGCGUACUGGCUGUGAGAUGGGAAGUGAAGCCCCAGCGAGCGGCGGCGGCGGGGCUGUGAGUAGCAGCCCGGGGGAGGCGGCAGCCGCGGCGGCGAGUCGGUGAGCAGCUGGAAGAGCGCGGAGCCGGGCGGAGCACCUGCAGGCACGGGAGGCGACCCCCCACUAUGGCGAUUCGCAAGAAGAGCAGCAAGAGCCCCCCGAUCCUGAGCCAUGAGUUCGUCCUGCAGAAUCACGCGGACAUCGUCUCCUGUGUGGCGAUGGUCUUCCUGCUGGGGCUCAUGUUCGAGAUAACAGCAAAAGCAUCUAUCAUUUUUGUUACUCUUCAGUAUAAUGUUACUCUCCCUGCAACAGAGGAACAAGCUACUGAAUCAGCAUCCCUUUAUUACUAUGGUAUCAAAGAUUUGGCUACAGUUUUCUUCUACAUGCUAGUGGCGAUAAUUAUUCAUGCCAUAAUUCAAGAAUAUGUGUUGGAUAAAAUUAACAGACGAAUGCACUUCUCCAAAACGAAGCACAGCAAGUUCAACGAAUCUGGUCAGCUUAGUGCAUUCUACCUUUUUGCUUGUGUUUGGGGCACAUUCAUUUUAAUCUCUGAAAACUACAUCUCAGAUCCAACUAUUUUGUGGCGGGCUUAUCCUCAUAGCUUGAUGACAUUUCAAAUGAAGUUUUUCUACAUCUCCCAGUUGGCUUACUGGCUGCAUGCUUUCCCCGAACUCUACUUCCAGAAAACCAAAAAAGAAGAUAUUCCUCGUCAGCUUGUCUACAUUGGCCUUUACCUCUUUCACAUUGCUGGAGCUUAUCUUUUGAACUUGAAUCACCUAGGACUUGUUCUUCUGGUGCUGCAUUAUUUUGUUGAAUUUCUUUUCCACAUUUCCCGCCUGUUUUAUUUCAGUGAUGAAAAGUAUCAGAAAGGAUUUUCCCUCUGGGCAGUUCUUUUUGUUUUGGGAAGACUUCUGACCUUAAUUCUUUCAGUACUCACUGUUGGGUUUGGCCUUGCAAGAGCAGAGAAUCAGAAGCUGGAUUUCAGUACUGGAAACUUCAAUGUACUGGCUGUCAGAAUUGCUGUUUUGGCAUCCAUUUGUAUUACUCAAGCGUUCAUGAUGUGGAAGUUCAUUAACUUUCAGCUUCGGAGGUGGAGGGAGCACUCGACUUUCCAGGCACCACCUGUGAAGAAGAAACCAAUAGUAACCAAAGGCAGGUCUUCCAGAAAAGGAACAGAAAAUGGUGUAAAUGGAACAGUAACAUCAAAUGGAGCAGAUUCUCCUCGUAAUAGAAAAGAGAAAUCUUCAUAAUGAAUUACAAGUUAACUGAUUGAUGUCCCCAAAGAAAUCUGCUUUUUAUCUAUCAGCACUAGAGAUUUUUUUUUCUGUUCUUCAAAAUACAGUUUGUGCUCUUUGAUUCUUGCUAUUGUACUGUUCAUGCAUUUAAAGGGCAUUUUAGGGGAGCAUGAUUACUAUGAGUGGAAAAACUAUUGUAGCUUAGACUAAGCUACCUGCCUUCAGAAUAGUUUAGGGACCACCACAUAUUUUAUUUUUGUUUUUUUAUCUUUGAACAUUUUUCUAAUGUCUUGGGGAGACACCUCUUUGCAAAACCCCACAUACAAGUGAUAAAAUCUCUUGCUCUCACCAAUUGUUUUUUUCUUUUUUUUUUUUUUUAAUAUUAGCAAGGUGACCUGCUUCAGCAGGGUCAGGUUUUUUUUUUUAAGUUAUCUUUCAGGGUAAAAUGAAAAUAACUAUAAAAUCAGAUGUCAAACUUUAAUAUGUUUUCAGUGUUCUCUAAUUUUUAGGAAUUUUUGUAGCCUUUGCACCUGGAAAAGAGGAUUUAUAAAAUCACCAAAAUAAUUGUGUGCUUUAUUUUGUAUGUAGUGGUUGUGAGUGUUACCUCCUCAUCUAAAGAGAACAUAGUAAUGGUUACAACAUGUGAAGAUUUAUUGCCAUAUGUAUUGAAUCAGAAUAUCUUAUUAACAUAAAAGUGCUUGUGAAGUAAAUCUUUCUUGUGCAUUUUCAACACUUGUAAAUGGGCAAUCAGAAAAUGUUUACUAUGAAGAGCCCUUUUUGAUAUGUUUAUUAAUAAUGAUUCUUAAUGGGGCUUGUCAUAAGUUUGAUAUGCAUAGCAUCUUAGAAAAAUAUUGUGUAGCCUGCAAACCCUUUUAAAAAAAUAAUGCCUACUUGAUUUAUAUCUAUAAAAGAUGUCAGGUAAUUCUAUUUGGAAAACUAAUGCACUAACUUUAAGGAAAUUGCAAAUUCAGGUGGAGAGUCUUACAAAAGACAGUGCUUUAUGUCAUACCUAUAGCUUUGGUCCCAUCUUUAAUUGAGAAGCAUUUAUCUGUAUAAAACAUAUUUUUGGAUAAAAAUAUAUAUAUAUUUGUAUCUCUACAGAAAGGCUCUAAAAAGCAUUUGAGUAAAAUAUUUGGUUCCCUUUUCUAUAGUUAUCCUUUAAAACCCUCAUAGAUAUAUCUGGUUUGUUUGUUGUCUUUCCAUUAGUGCUCCCUUGAGUGUCUACAUUGUGUUCCCCACUUCCCACUUCCGUCACCAGCUAAUGAAUGUCUGUGCCACUUUCCAUGUCAGAGUUGCAGACCUGCAAGGUCUAUGGUUUAAGUUGCCAUGCUGCUAGAAAGUUGUGCUUUCUCUUUCCAGCUGUUUACUUACUCCCUGGGAAAAGUAGUAGCUCUCUGUAGCAUUAUGGACUUUCAGUGGAACCAAAUUUUUGCCAUUAAAAACUGGCAUUAUAUUGAACUAUACAUUGAGAAAUCAAUCAGAAAUAAAAAUUUUUACUUUCA